CUCUUUGGGUCAUUGUUAAUUCCAUGUAUCGAUUUUUAGGGUUGAAGAGACUUGUUUGUAACUUUGACCAAUUGUCUACUCUUUUUAGACCACAAUGUUAGUAAGUAUGUAGGUAGGACUUGUUUCGAAUGUGAUGAUUUAUUUAGGCCCAGACAAAUUAUUUACUAGACCCAUUGUUGUUCUAUUAUUUACUGUUUGAAAGAAGUUGUUUUUGUCGUUGAUUGUUUACUAGUAUUUCAAAGAAAAGGGUAUGCAUAGUUUAAACUUCAAGGAAAUCCCUUAUAUAUAGUAAAAUUAAAAGAAAUUCCACAAUUAGAUUUCGUAAUACAAUUUUCUAUAACAAAACCUAGUUAAUUAGUCCACAUGUCCUAGCUCUUACCCACUCAGCCCGCAUAUUCCUCACGCUUUCUUUUUAUUUUCCGAAAUUUUUUAAACGGCUACCAAAUCAAAAUGCAUAAAUAAACAAACCCUUCUCUUCUUUACCAAUUCCCAAAUCCACCAAAAAAAAAAAAAUGGAGACGUUAUCGAGAAGCCUAAGUAAGAGCUUAGGAGAGUUGUUAGCGAGUAAUAGUAAUAACCAUUUCUCAAGGAGAAGCGGUUCAACGAUAGAUGAUCACGAUGAGGAAGCUCUUAAAUGGGCUGCUCUCGAGAAACUUCCAACCUUUGCUCGUCUUCGUACCACUAUCAUUCAUCCUCACGAAGAUCUCGUCGACGUUACCAAGCUCGGUGUUGAUGAUCGCCAGAAGUUCAUCGAUUCUAUCUUCAAAGUCACCGAGGAAGAUAACGAGAAGUUCUUGAAAAAGUUUAGGAAUCGAAUCGACAGGGUGCGGAUAAAGCUACCGACAGUGGAAGUGAGAUUCGAGAAAGUAACGAUAGAGGCGAAUUGUCACAUAGGAAAAAGAGCUCUUCCCACAUUACCCAACGCUGCUUUAAACAUUGCAGAGAGAGGUCUUCGUUUGCUUGGUUUUAACUUUACAAAAACCACUAAAGUCACUAUUCUUAGAGACGUCUCCGGGAUUAUCAAACCUUCAAGAAUGACACUUUUAUUAGGUCCACCAUCAUCAGGGAAAACAACUCUUUUAUUAGCGUUAGCUGGAAAACUAGACCAAAGCUUAAAGGUGACAGGGAGAGUAACAUACAAUGGGCAUGGAUUGGAAGAGUUUGUGCCACAGAAAACAUCAGCAUACAUAAGCCAAAACGAUGUUCAUGUUGGAGUCAUGACUGUCCAAGAAACUCUUGAUUUUUCUGCUAGAUGUCAAGGAGUUGGCACUAGAUAUGAUUUGUUAAGUGAGUUGGUGAGAAGAGAGAAGGACGCAGGGAUCUUGCCGGAACCGGAAGUGGAUCUCUUCAUGAAGUCCAUUGCAGCUGGAAAUGUCAAGAGCAGUCUCAUCACAGACUAUACUCUCAGAAUAUUAGGGCUUGACAUAUGCAAAGAUACGGUGGUCGGAGAUGAGAUGAUUCGAGGAAUCUCGGGAGGUCAAAAGAAAAGAGUCACAACAGGAGAGAUGAUAGUAGGACCAACAAAGACAUUGUUCAUGGAUGAGAUAUCGACAGGUCUAGACAGUUCAACAACGUACCAAAUAGUGAAAUGCCUUCAAGAGAUUGUUCGGUUCACGGACGCAACGGUUCUCAUGUCCUUAUUACAACCAGCUCCUGAAACGUUCGAACUUUUCGAUGACAUCAUUCUAUUGUCUGAAGGACAGAUCGUGUACCAAGGUCCACGUGAUCAUGUUCUUACCUUCUUUGAAACUUGCGGUUUCAAGUGUCCCGACCGCAAAGGCACCGCAGAUUUCUUGCAAGAGGUAACUUCAAGGAAAGACCAAGAACAGUAUUGGGCAGACUCAAAAAAACCAUACAGUUACAUUUCUGUCUCUGAAUUCUCCAAACGAUUCAGAACCUUCCAUGUCGGAGCCAAUCUUGAAAAAGAUCUAUCAGUCCCUUACGACAGAUUCAAAUCACACCCAGCUUCUCUCGUCUUCAAGAAACACUCUGUUCCGAAAUCUCAACUCUUCAAGGUCUGUUGGGACAGAGAAUUGCUUCUCAUGAAACGUAACGCUUUCUUCUACAUUACCAAAACAGUUCAAAUUAUCAUUAUGGCUUUGAUUGCGUCGACCGUGUACCUGAGAACGGAGAUGGGAACAAAGAACGAGAGUGAUGGAGCCGUCUACAUCGGUGCGUUGAUGUUCUCCAUGAUCGUUAACAUGUUUAAUGGAUUUGCAGAGCUUGCUUUGAUGAUUCAGAGACUUCCCGUGUUCUACAAGCAACGAGACCUUUUGUUUCAUCCUCCUUGGACCUUCAGUCUUCCAACAUUUCUCUUGGGUAUUCCUAUCUCCAUCUUCGAAUCUGUUGUUUGGGUCACCAUUACUUAUUACAUGAUCGGAUUUGCUCCAGAACUCAGCAGGUUCUUGAAGCAUUUGUUGGUGAUAUUUCUGACACAGCAAAUGGCUGGUGGUAUAUUUAGGUUCAUCGCGGCAACUUGCAGAUCGAUGAUUCUUGCUAAUACGGGAGGAGCUCUAGUUAUCCUCCUCCUCUUCUUGCUUGGAGGGUUCAUUGUUCCUAGAGGUGAGAUACCUAAAUGGUGGAAAUGGGCUUACUGGGUUUCACCAAUGGCUUACACUUACGAUGCUUUAACUGUCAAUGAAAUGCUUGCUCCUAGAUGGAUUAAUCAACCGUCUUCUGAUAACUCCACGAGCUUAGGGUUGGCUGUUCUUGAGAUUUUCGAUAUUUUCACGGAUCCAAACUGGUAUUGGAUCGGGGUAGGAGGCAUUCUCGGGUUUACGGUUCUCUUUAACAUCCUCGUUACCCUCGCUCUUACAUUCCUAAACCCACUUGAGAAACAGCAAGCCGUUGUUUCAAAAGAAAAUACAGAGGAAAACAGAGCAGAGAACGGCUCAAAGAGUAAGAGCAUUGACGUGAAAAGAGGAAUGGUUCUACCUUUUACUCCUCUCACAAUGUCCUUCGACAACGUAAACUACUACGUCGACAUGCCUAAGGAAAUGAAGGAACAAGGAGUUUCCAAGGAUAAGCUUCAGCUACUAAAGGAAGUGACAGGGGUCUUUAGGCCAGGGGUAUUAACAGCUUUGAUGGGAGUUAGUGGAGCUGGUAAGACCACUUUAAUGGAUGUUUUAGCUGGUAGAAAAACCGGUGGUUACAUCGAAGGAGACAUCAGAAUCUCUGGUUUCCCUAAAAGACAAGAAACCUUUGCAAGAAUCUCUGGUUAUUGUGAACAGAACGAUAUCCACUCACCGCAAGUUACUGUCAAAGAGUCUCUCAUCUACUCUGCUUUCCUUCGUCUCCCAAAAGAAGUCACUAAAUAUGAGAAAAUGAGAUUUGUGGAUGAAGUGAUGGAGCUAGUAGAGCUAGAGAGUCUAAAAGACGCGGUGGUGGGGCUUCCAGGUAUCACAGGGUUAUCAACAGAGCAGAGGAAGAGACUUACAAUUGCAGUGGAAUUAGUGGCGAAUCCAUCUAUAAUCUUCAUGGAUGAGCCAACCUCUGGUCUUGACGCUAGGGCUGCAGCGAUUGUGAUGAGGACAGUGAGGAAUACAGUUGACACAGGAAGAACUGUGGUCUGCACAAUCCACCAACCUAGCAUUGAUAUCUUUGAAGCUUUUGAUGAACUUCUUCUUUUGAAGAGAGGAGGACAAGUGAUUUAUGCUGGUCCUUUAGGUCAAAACUCUCACAAGAUUAUCGAAUAUUUCCAGGCGAUUCAUGGAGUUCCGAAGAUUAAAGAGAAGUAUAAUCCGGCGACAUGGAUGCUAGAAGUGAGCUCAAUGGCUGCAGAAGCUAAGCUUGAGAUAGAUUUUGCUGAGCAUUAUAAAACAUCAUCCUUAUAUCAACAAAACAAGAAUCUUGUAAAGGAACUAAGCACACCACCACAAGGAGCAAGCGAUCUCUACUUCUCAACGCGGUUCUCACAAUCAUUGUUAGGACAAUUCAAAUCUUGUUUGUGGAAGCAGUGGAUAACUUACUGGAGAACUCCUGACUACAAUCUAGCAAGAUUUUUCUUUACAUUGGCUGCAGCUGUCAUGCUCGGAUCAAUUUUCUGGAAAGUUGGCACAAAAAGGGAAAACGCUAAUGAUCUUACAAAGGUUAUUGGAGCAAUGUAUGCUGCUGUUUUAUUCGUGGGCGUAAACAACUCUUCAUCUGUCCAACCGCUAAUAGCCGUGGAAAGAUCUGUAUUCUAUAGAGAAAGAGCUGCUGAAAUGUACUCUGCUUUACCUUAUGCCCUAGCACAGGUGGUAUGCGAAAUACCGUAUGUGCUGAUCCAAACUACAUAUUAUACACUAAUUAUAUACGCCAUGAUGUGUUUCGAAUGGACAUUGGCCAAAUUCUUUUGGUUUUACUUCGUAUCAUUUAUGUCCUUCCUCUACUUCACAUACUAUGGGAUGAUGACAGUUGCCCUCACCCCAAAUCAGCAAGUUGCAGCUGUUUUUGCCGGAGCUUUCUACGGACUUUUCAACCUCUUUUCUGGUUUUGUCAUUCCUAGACCGAGAAUUCCGAAAUGGUGGAUAUGGUAUUACUGGAUCUGUCCAGUGGCUUGGACUGUGUAUGGAUUGAUUGUUUCGCAGUACGGUGACGUGGAGGAUACGAUUAAAGUUCCGGGUAUGGCAAAUGAUCCGACGAUAAAGUGGUACAUUGAAAACCACUAUGGAUACGACGCAGAUUUUAUGAUACCGAUUGCUACUGUGUUAGUGGGCUUUACUCUCUUUUUUGCGUUUAUGUUUGCUUUUGGCAUAAGAACGCUCAACUUCCAACAACGAUAGGGUGUAGUUGCCUGCCGGAUAUGUUUGGCGUGAAGUAGAAAAAAAUGAAAAAUGAGGGUUUAUGCCAUAUAGUUUGUGAUUGAUGCUUUAUUGAUUGUAAGUAAAGUGUACAAUAUAUACAACACAAUAGAUUGUGGGGAGAAUUUACAAGGACAAAUCUAAUUAUAAUUAACUUAAGAUCUAAAUUUAUGUAUAUCCUAACAGUUAUAUCCGUUUUGUACACU
This is a messenger RNA of Arabidopsis thaliana (thale cress), 4987 nucleotides long. RefSeq names its product pleiotropic drug resistance 1 (gene ABCG29). Gene Ontology annotation, cellular component: membrane. Gene Ontology annotation, molecular function: ATP binding; ABC-type transporter activity; ATP hydrolysis activity. The record is from RefSeq and is marked reviewed. NCBI's taxonomy places the organism in Eukaryota, Viridiplantae, Streptophyta, Magnoliopsida, Brassicales, Brassicaceae. The transcript has 19 exons. Gene Ontology annotation, biological process: transmembrane transport. Bases 513 to 4763 code for a protein of 1416 amino acids.